AUGCAGAACCUGUUCGUUCGCGAGAUAGAUACGUCGCUGCCCAGGGAGGCGGUUCUGGCGGAGCUGUCCAAACUCUGCAGCCCGGCGCAGGGCAAAGUGGUCGUGCCCGUGUCAGACAGCACCGGCGGCGUCCUGGGGAUCGCCUACCUGAAUUAUAACAAUGCAGCUGAUGCCGCGCGCGUCAUCGAUCGCAUGCGGUUCACGAUGACGGUGGGCGGGUCGCCCGUGCGGGUGACGCACGCGGUGGAGCCGCGGUGGCGCGACCACCUUUUCGGGCCCAUGGGGCUGCGAUUUCAGGUCUUGGUCAAGAACCUGAGCCCAGAGGUAGACGAGGCGGCGCUUUUCGAGCGCUUCUCGCGUCACGGGGAGAUCUACCAAGUGCGGGUUGACCAGGAUGACUACGGGCGCAUCGGCGGCAUGGUUCACUACAUGGAGGAGUCCAGUGUACUCAAGGCCCUGCACGCGGAGAAUGGGCAGCUGUUCAGCAACACGCGCAUUGUGGUGGAGCCGCACAUCCGCUCACAUGGCAGCGGCGGCGGCACAGCGCAGUGA
Monoraphidium neglectum is the source of this 552-nucleotide messenger RNA. RefSeq lists its product as hypothetical. Bases 1 to 552 code for a protein of 183 amino acids. Lineage: Eukaryota; Viridiplantae; Chlorophyta; Chlorophyceae; Sphaeropleales; Selenastraceae. The transcript is spliced from 4 exons. The record is from RefSeq and is a predicted model, not a curated record. Gene Ontology annotation, molecular function: RNA binding.